CGUUGCCCGUGGCGGGUGCGGGGGCGCGCGCAGCGCAGGGCCGCCUCUCCCCCGCCCCUCAGGCCGGGCCUGGGCUCGGUCCCCCUCCCCGCUCCCUCCGCUCCCCACCCCCGUCGGGUACGGGAAGGUCCAAGCCGCUGCCGGGUGCCUGUGAGGGACUUCGUGGCCGCCGCCGCCACGGGUCCCGAUGGAGCCGCCGAAUCUCUAUCCGGUGAAGCUCUACGUGUACGACCUGUCCAAGGGCCUGGCCCGGCGGCUCAGCCCCAUCAUGCUGGAGAGAGAGAGGCAGAGACACAGGCAGAGGGAGAAACAGGCUCCAUGCCGGGAGCCCGACGCGGGACUCGAUCCCGGGACUCCAGGAUCGCGCCCUGGGCCAAAGGCAGGGAAACAACUGGAAGGCAUCUGGCACACCUCCAUAGUGGUGCACAAGGAUGAGUUCUACUUCGGCAGUGGUGGUAUCUCCAGCUGUCCCCCAGGAGGGACAUUGCUUGGGCCCCCAGACUCUGUGGUUGAUGUGGGGAGCACAGAAGUCACAGAAGAACUCUUUCAGGAGUACCUGUCCUCCCUGGGGGAGUCUCUGUUCCGGAGAGAGGCCUACAACAUCUUUGAAAACAACUGUAACACCUUCACCAACGAAGUGGCACAGUUCCUGACUGGGCGCAAGAUCCCUUCUUACAUCACUGACCUUCCCUCUGAAAUUCUAUCCACGCAGCCCCUACCCACUCCAGGACCGUAUCUGUCUGCUAACUCUGACUCGGUUUCUCCUGAACUGGGGCCCUGUCCAACGAAGAUCCUGGCAGGUUUAGCAGGCUUGGCAAGCAAGGCCACGGGACCAGGGCUGGAGCAACCGGAAGCCUCAGGAUCAAGGGAGAAUGACAGCAAGUGUCAGGCCAGAGAAUACAGGAUAAAGCCAUUCUUCCUUCCACCUACUGAUUGCCAAUCCUCUGACAUCAAUUUUGGAGCACCUGCCUUGCUGCCUACAGGCUGCUCUUCCUCAGCAUAGCUCACCUGAUAGUUACUGAAGGUUUGGGCUGGAACGGCAGAGACCCAAGCUUCAUGUCUACAAGUAAUAAUGUAGGUUAUUUGCAGUCACUGUACCUCCCACCCCACCCCCCAACCAAUAUGCAAUAUUUGGCUAGGGACCAAGGGGAAAGGACUCCCUGCUCUAGAAAAAUAUCCCUGACAUAGAAAGAAUAAUAAUGCAGAAUCAAGGUGGCAAGAAAAUUUCAAGUUAUUUUCGAUAGAUUUUUUUUUUUUUUUUACAUUAUCCUCAAUGUGUUUUGAAGUCACAUGUUAUUUGCAUUGUCAUUCUGACUUCAAGGAUUCACUGUUGAGAGCCUGACUGGCCAUUUUCCUCAUGAGUUGCUGCCAGGAGCUUAUAGGGAGGGACAGUCUGGAGAUUUCUUAUCUGGAGAGGCUUUCAGAUUCCUUUUCUUCACAUGCCUCCCUUAAGUUAGUUUUUAGGGGAGUGAAUGUUGGGGAAGGGACUUAGAACUGCCAGGUGUCUGAAUCCCAGCCCUGGCAUCUGUGCGCCCCUCCUUGCCACAGCUCCUGCCACUUCUCAGACUUGAAUUAUGUUCUCUUUUCUGGGGUCUGGCCCAUAGCAGGUGCCUUUGCUCUUCAAAAAGCUGCUGCUCAUCUCUGGCCUCAUCUCCUCCUGUCUCUGCCAUUAGUCAUAGCAGUUGGCACCAUUGGGGUCUUGGCUAGAGGAAAAGAUGGUUUUCUGCCUUAGUGUUUGCCUGUGACCUGACCAGGGGCACCUCCACGGUAACCAGCUGUGAUGUCAAGCGACAUUUUGGAGACCAGAAACCAGCAGGGACUCUUUAAUGUAGACCCAUGUGCAGAAUUGGGCUCAAGGAGGAUGGGUUUCAGGCUAGGUUUCUCUUGGAGGGCAGCUCAUUGGUUUCUCUUGUUGGGCAGCCUUCUCCCUGCCUCCCACCCAAUUUCUGUCCUUCUCCAGCUUGCCUUGCCCGGGCCUCUUUUCCAGGCUCCUGCUCCAGGCCUCUCUCCUCAAAACUCAGCUCUCUCCAGAGGGCACUGGGCAUCACAGGCUGCUUCUCCCUUCUUCCCCAUACCCAGGCUCAACUGGCUGCAUUCCUAAUAGCAGUCACUCCAGACCCAGUAGAAGUUAGCCAAACUGGCUACCCUAAGAAACUAAGUCACUCGGUACAUUGAAAGCCCCCCCACUCCAUGCCCAGCAGCCAUUUGUGCCAAUGCCUGUGCCCUAAGGAUUGUGGGGAGAGAUGGAGGGGCCAGCCAGCUGUCUACUCAGAGUGCCUCCAGGAAGGCAAGCUCACUCUCCCCACCCAAGCCCCCAGCACUCAUUUUGGAAGCCUGGGAUGAGGCUAUGACCCCCAACCCCGUCCUCAUACUUCUCGGUCAAUCCCAGAACCCCAGAAGCAUGCUCAUUGUGACCAGCUAGCUCCACACAGGUGUGUGAGGCAAGCAGAGUGAGAAAUGAGCCGUGUGUAAUCAUAUCCUACACUGGACACCUUCAGGGAGGUCCAUUGGUUUAAAGGGACAGAGAAGGUGGAGGGAUGAGACCAUCACCCCCCUCCCCAAAAUAAAGCUAUACCUUUGAGAUUUCCUUUUUACCCUUGAAGUCAAACUAAUAACUGUGUCUAGUACGGAUGUGUUUGCUGGUUUUCUUUGGUGUUUUUUCUAAUGCAAUAAACUCAUUCUGCCUGCUGCA
Canis lupus familiaris (dog) is the source of this 2692-nucleotide messenger RNA. RefSeq names its product desumoylating isopeptidase 1 (gene DESI1). The transcript is spliced from 8 exons. The record is from RefSeq and is a predicted model, not a curated record. NCBI's taxonomy places the organism in Eukaryota, Metazoa, Chordata, Mammalia, Carnivora, Canidae. Gene Ontology annotation, molecular function: peptidase activity. Bases 188 to 1003 code for a protein of 271 amino acids. Gene Ontology annotation, biological process: protein modification by small protein removal.